AUGUGCGAUCGGACGUUGAGGUCGUCAGUCUCGACGACCGACCGCACUGUGUUGUUCACGCUGCGGUCUCUAGUCGAUCUUUCUCCUCUUUCCUCCUCUGGAAAUCCGAGUUGUACUCGGAAAUCCACGCACUUUUCAACCUUAGACUUCGAUAAGAACGUGGUCGCUCUUCCCCAGCGCGCCGUCUUCGACUUCGCGGCAACUACGAGCAUGCCCACACGUACUGAACGGCCACGGUCCUCUCUGUUGCCCACGGCAUACGAAUGCGAGCCCGCGCUGUCGUUCACCCCGAACCAUCGCCCUCCCAGCACCCAACGCGUCAAGCUGUCCAUGCAGACCCACCUCAUCUGCCGCCCACUCCCUUGCCCGAUCACUGUGGCUCACGAAUGCUCGAACGCAUGCAGGAGAUGUCAACCCAGUGGUGGCGGCACUCCAGGAGGAGGGAGGGAAGGUUGGAUGGCAUUGGAUGGGUGCCGUAGGCCUGCCACAUCUGCCACCCACUCCUCUCCGAUCACCACGGCUCUCGAGCGCGCGGACGCUUACAACAGAUGGCGACCGGGCGGCGGCACUAUAGGAGGAGGGACGGUUAGGUUGGAUGGCAUUGGACGGACACCUCCGCCCUCGUUCGACCGCCCUCGCGCGCUCUGCCGACUCGACGACUCUCGCAUGAGCCCACGCGAGGCAUCGUGCGCCCGCGCUUCUCAAAUUGCCCCUCUCUUGUCGCCUUACACAGCGACUAGCCGCUCGCUCGUGCGUGCGACCCCCCCCGCGUUCUUCGUUCCUCGCACUGCCUUCCUCACGCCCUACACGAUGAGCCGAUCGCGCAGGCCUGCCCUAUCUGCUGCCCAUGCCCUCGCUCGAUCAGCACGGCUCACGAGCGCACGGACGCAUGCAAGAGAUGGCGACACGGCAGCGGCGACACCGCAGGAGGAGGGCAGAUAA
Laetiporus sulphureus 93-53 is the source of this 942-nucleotide messenger RNA. RefSeq lists its product as uncharacterized. The record is from RefSeq and is a predicted model, not a curated record. Bases 1 to 942 code for a protein of 313 amino acids. The transcript has 4 exons. NCBI's taxonomy places the organism in Eukaryota, Fungi, Basidiomycota, Agaricomycetes, Polyporales, Laetiporaceae.